GCGCAGCUGACGAGUAGCGUUGCUGCCGGCCCUUCUGAGCCCUGCGGCCCUGCUGGCCGCGAUCCCGCGUUCCUUGAACCAUUAACCCCUAGGGCAGCCUUCCCCUCGGGCACUGCGAGGCCCGCCGAGCUUGUUCCCCGUCCAGUCUGGGCCCCCACCCCGGAACUGCCGCCUCAGUGGGGCCGGCGGGGCGUUUUUAACGAAACUUCCUGGCAUUGUGUGCUCACACGCAUCAUAACUGCCCCAAGGUUCCUGCAGCCCCAGCCAUCCUGGAUGUCCGUCUCCUAAAGUCUGCAGGCGGAACGAUCCGCCGCAUCUGGCUGCCACGCUCUGGCUCUCUGUGGUUCUGACCGCCGCUCUAAGGACGGCAGGCGGUCUUUACUAAAGCGUUAAACGGCGCGAGGUCAUUGCGCAUAAGCUCUCAGAGCUGCAGGACCUUAGAGAUGACCGCUACCACGAUCGCAGCGCCUCCCACGGUCGGGCCCUACUCCAAACACUUGACGGGUGCUGAGGCGUGUAUCCCUCACCACGGCCCGACCAUGGAUUUUGAUGGCUCUGAACAAGAUCCUGAAAUGAAGACAUAUUCUACUGUCUGUGUUGGCAGAGAAGACGAUAUUAAAAAGUCUGAAAGAAUGACAGCUGUUGUCCACGAUAGAGAAGUGGUCAUUUUCUACCACAAAGGAGAAUAUCAUGCUAUGGAUAUUCGCUGUUACCACUCAGGAGGACCUUUACAUUUGGGAGAAAUAGAGGAGUUUGAUGGACGACCAUGUAUAGUUUGCCCCUGGCAUAAAUACAAAAUUACUUUGGCAACAGGAGAAGGACUGUAUCAGUCUAUAAACCCUAAAGAUCCAUCAGCAAAACCCAAGUGGUGUUCCAAAGGAAUAAAGCAAAGGAUUCAUAAAGUGACAGUGGACAAUGGGAAUAUUUAUGUGACUCUUUCUGAUGAGCCUUUUAAGUGUGACUCUGAUUUUUAUGCCACUGGAGUCUACAAAGUAAUUCAGAGUUCUUCCUGAUAAAAUUAUAUGACAAUGAAAAAUGUGUAUGUUUUGGAAGUACUUUUAGAAUAACCUUGCUUCAAUACCAAAGGUGAUUAACUGUUUCCAACAGAGACACAGUUAUUAUUUUUAACAAUCAUAUAAAUGAGAGGUUCAAAAGCACAUGUACUUAGUAUGAUGUAAGGAUCACCAUCAGGACCUAUAAAAAACAUUCCAUCCAAUCUUCUGGAUUGAGUGGAAGCUUAAGGUUAUAGGUUUGGAAUGUGCAUUAGAAUGUGAAAGAUGAAAAUAAUCUGGAGAAACCAAAGUGAAGAAAAGCAGAAAAAAAAAUUACAAAAAAUUUGGGGGGUAAAUUACUACUUGAUACAGCAGACCUUAUCAGGGAAAAAUUUUAAUAUAUACAAAGUAAACAAAGUAAUAUGACAGACUCUUAUCACCCCCCUUCAAUAAUUAUCAGCAUUUUUCCAUUCUUGUUUCAAUGAUCUUUGCAUGCAUUCCCCACCUUCCCUGUCGAUUGUUUUUUUGUUUUUGUUUUUUUUUAGAUAAAAUUUAAACACAUUGAAAUGCUUAAAUCUAAACUGUUCAGUUUUUCCAAAUAUAUAGCAGACUUUUUUACACUUAAAAAUGGGAUCAAUUUACAUGCUGAAUUUAAAAAUAAGAAAGUUAAUUUGCCUGAUAUCAAAACCAAAUAAACCUUGGCUCCGUUUCUCUCCAGUCAAGGCAGACAGUCUCAAAAUAAGGAAGACACACACAACUGCUGCCCAGCCAUAGGAGAUGUGAAAUCUGUUCAGUGAGCCAAAGUACUCUCAAUGCCUCUAUGAAAUUUCAAAUAAAGGUUUUUUUCAUUUGAUUUUUAGAGCAAAUAAAUGUGUGUACAACCAAGUGUUUCAUGUAAAUGUUAUAGAGAAGAGGUAUAAGGUGGUGUUCCUCAGAGUCCUUUCUGCUGAGUUCACAGAAAGGCUGAUGUUGAGUUGGUUCACCGCACUUUUUCCAUGCCAGUGAUUUAUGGACAGCGCUGUUCUGGCUGCCUCGUGCACACACUGUACUAUAAUACCCUGGGUACUGAUCAUCUAUAACUCAGCACACAGUAGAAUAUACAAGUAAGUGGGACCAGAAAGAACUUAAGAUGAACAGAUUAUGAAUUCAGAGUGAGAAAAGCUGUUUGUCAAAACUGGAACCUUGUCUAAAACCACAGUAAUCUUCGUGGCACAGGACUGAAUUAAGUCUGCAAACAUAAUACUUAAUAUUCUAAGGGGCCCACAUGGACCCUUCCCCUUGGUUACUGUAAAAAUUAGUUAAUAAAUUAUGUAUCAUUAAGACUGUGCUUACAGAACCCUUUGCUACGUAUUACAUUUUUUUUCUGAUGCUAUCCAUAAUCCAACACUCGCUAUUCAUUAGACUACUAAUGAGCCAAGAUUGUGCUUUUUAUAAAUACUGUUUAUGCUAGCAGCUACCCACCAGGUACAGGAAAUGUACCAUCUCUGGGAUGAGUAUAUCCCAGCCUAUUACAUCAGGUGCUGAUCCUCCAAUUACUUAACAUGUGUCUAGAAUUUAAAACUCAUGGAAGAAACCAAAGUACCUUCUGCAGGCAAAACCAUGACUCUGGCUUGCGGGGCCACAGAAGCAUUUCUUCUCAGGAUCCAAUGGCAACAAUGAGUAAUAAGGACUUGAUUUCUGAUUCUAAAUUAGUCCCUCUAAAUGUAAUAAUAAAAAAUGUUAUGUCAUGCCCUGUUCUCAUAUACAGAAAUCUUCUCAUCAGAGUUGUAAAUAUUUUGUUUUAUAAGUUUAUGAUACCUAUGAAUUACAAGUCCUUCAUAACUUUAUAGACGAGUUUUAAAAGAAUUGAUAAUAAGCAGAUUCAAACUAUGCAGCCUGUAGAUAGAAAAUAUAUCCUUUUGUUAUCUCUGAAAAAGAUAUGUAGCAUUUUAAUAGUUUUUUUCUCUCCCAGAUAAAUAAUUGGAAAGAUACUCUAAAUGAGCCUCCAAUAAAAGCAUAAAUAUAUUAUAAACAUGCCUAUAUUAUAAACUGCAGCAUAGAGUCUAACCCACCAAAGGGUACAUUUUCUUGUUCAUUAAAAAAAUCACAUAGUCAUACAUAUAUUCUACAUCAAGAUUCAUUUUAUUUUCUCUACCAUAUAAAUUCUUGAAAAUGACAUUUUAGCCGUAGUCCCUGUACUUUUUUUAGAGCAGAGCAGUCAGUUUAUGAAAACUAGUUUCCUGUUUUUUUCAGAUGAAAUAUCAUUAGGUAGAUAACUCUUAAGCUCUGUCCAGUGAUACUUAUCUUUAGAUUCGCUCAGUGAUUCAUUUCAGUUGAUUGGUCAAACACAGAAUGUAAAACCUGGAUCUUAUUACUCAACUUAUUAGCAGGAAGUUUGGGCUGAUCUGAAAUACUGUCUGGCUUCUCCGGUAAAGACCUAUAAGGUUUUGCUUUGAUUUCACCUUCAGGAUACAGAAGCUCAGAAAGCACAGGCUCAGAAAAGGCUUUUCUAAGAUUUUCACUCUCCUCCCUGUUUUGCCUUAUGGAUUCUUCUUCUUGGAGAAUUUUCUUUACCUUCUCCAGCACAGCAUUAACACAGACUGCCUAAUAAAAAAAAAAA
Vicugna pacos (alpaca) is the source of this 3591-nucleotide messenger RNA. Lineage: Eukaryota; Metazoa; Chordata; Mammalia; Artiodactyla; Camelidae. The record is from RefSeq and is a predicted model, not a curated record.